GGUGUUGACGAUUUUAUUACUGUCACGUGUGCCUUGAGGCGCAAACCCUCCGCUGCAGGGCAGGUGUUAUUUUCACAAACAUCUGCCGCGCUGAUGUCUCACAUUUCCUGAUCUGAAUAUGAAGAGCACCCGCCCUCAGACUUGGGCGUCCCGAGUUACUUCAACUUCUUUAUAAAAAGGACAAAUGUAGUGCAUCCAGGCUUGUGUUUCAGGGGACCUAUAAAGUCGCCAUUUACGCAAUCGCUCGUUCGUUGAUCUCGUGGAUGAGGAGGACGUCUGUUCUCGGGUCACAGUCGUGUUUCACCACCACCACCUGGGGGAAAAUUCCUCCCUUGUGGGACGGCACCGAGGGGGACGUCACGCCAUCUGUUAAUGACGCCUUUUCACGCGCACCGGGUGAUUCAGCAGGACACACGCUCAUCUGACCAACGGAAUUACGCGUUACGUGCGAGGAGCAGCUUUCUAAUCUCUGAUACAUGGGAUUACAGUUUCUCCACUGAUGGACGGGAUUUAGAGCGUGUCUGUAGUUUUUACGCACACUUUGCGCCGUUGUGCGCGCUCUCAUUUGCGCCUUUGGAGUUUGCGAGAUGAAUUCAACACUGGUUCGUUGUAUUCUCCUUUCUGGCUCCUUUGCUCUGAACAAGUGUGCGUUACGUGUGCACUCUUGUGCUAAAUGAUAAUGAACAUUUGGACACCGGAGCGCGCAACUGUACGUUGGAUUAAGAGCAAAAAAACUUUCCACCUGUUGAUUCCCGCUGGACGCCGUCGACUGGGAUGGAGGAUGCCCUGAGACCCAGACUGUGUUUCCUGACCAAGGCACAUGACGGCUAUGGGUUUCACCUGCACGGACAGCGCAAUAAGGGAGGACAGUUCAUCCGCAAAGUGGAGCCCGGGUCCUCCGCUGACUUGGCCGGGCUGCGAGCAGGAGACCGGGUGGUGGAGGUGAACGGGGAGAACGUGGAGAACGAGACCCAUCAUCAAGUGGUGAGCCGCAUCCGCGAGGUGCCUCACCGCACCAGGAUGCUGGUGGUGGACAAGGACACGGACGACUACCUGUGCAGCCGCGGCCUGGCCUGCACCGAGGACAUGGCCGUUGAGAUGGGAACCCUGUCCCCGCGCGCCCCUUCCAGGCCUGCGCUCAGCACCUGCCGCGUAAAAGCGGGGAAUCUGCUCCUGUCGCCCAAAAGAACCCACGCCUCCCCGUUUCAAGGUCCCGGUGCAGAAUCGCCCGUUCACGUAAUGAUACGAGACAAGGGCAAGAGAUGCUCAGUGGCAUCGAGCACCGCAACCGACCCAGAGCUGCAGGUGGAGGCCUCACCGGAGCCGCCGGCUGAGCUCCUCCCUCGUCUGUGUCACCUGGUGAAGGCGGAGCAGAGCUAUGGCUUCAACCUGCACAACGAUAAGACAAACGGCGGACAGUUCAUUCAGUCCGUGGAUCCCGGCUCACCCGCUGAGAGCGCAGACAUACGGCCUGGAGACAGGCUAGUGGAGGUGAAUGGAGUGAACAUAGACGGUCUGAGGCACUCGGAGGUGGUGGCCCUCAUCAGGGCGGGGGGAGAGGCAGUACGUCUGCUGGUGGUUGACCAGGAGACAGAUGAGUUUUUCCACAGAGUGGGGACCCCGCCCUCCACCAGCCACGUCAAAGAGGUCUAUGUUAAUGGAUCGGCAACAGGAAGAGCCCGCCCCACCCCCUCCCCCACCACAGACAUCCCCACCGUGAACCCACCAACCAUUAACGUCACGCUGUCAGCAUCCCCAACCCUGUACCCCCCUUCGAAGUCCCGGGGCACUGGGAGCUCAGCAUCCCAGUCCUCCCGAGGUUCCACCACCCUGUCAGAUAUCAGCUCCGACAUGAGCAUCCAUCUAAGAGAGGCCACUGAUGAGGAUGACACGCGUGUCUCUGACUCUGCGAUGGACAGCAGCCUGCGUCUGAGUCCUACAGCCGCUGAGGCUAAACAGAAGGUCCACGCCCACCGCUGGAAGAAGAGAGCGCCUCCGAUGGACUGGAGCAAGAAGCAGGAGAUCUUCAGCAACUUCUGACAGCAGAAUGCAAUGAUUCACUAUUUGUGAGGAUAAUCACUUUAGAAAAAAUAGAGCUAUUAUUAUUCUUAUAGAAGACUAAGAUACCUCCAGCAGACAACUACAAGGCAGGUAGCAACGUCCAUAAACCUUUCAGUGAGAACUACAUAGUAAGAUAUCAAGUAUGUGCUGUUAACACAUCCUGCACUAAACAAGGCAAUAAAUGACUGGCAGCCCAUUUA
Molecule: messenger RNA, 2261 nt
Organism: Betta splendens (Siamese fighting fish)
Lineage: Eukaryota; Metazoa; Chordata; Actinopteri; Anabantiformes; Osphronemidae
Gene: nherf2
Product: Na(+)/H(+) exchange regulatory cofactor NHE-RF2
Exons: 6
Coding region: 775-2040 (421 amino acids)
Biological process (GO): protein localization to plasma membrane
Cellular component (GO): apical plasma membrane
Molecular function (GO): protein-membrane adaptor activity; signaling receptor binding
Source: RefSeq, a predicted model, not a curated record